AUGCACCAACAACGUGGCCGAAUACUGGCAUCUGGAUUGCCAAGGAGAUGGGUGCAACAAGGCUGCACUGCUUCGACGACUCCGAUCUCCGAACACGUCGUCGAAUGGAUCGACAAGCGCAAGAAUGAGGAUGCUGACGCGCUCUCCAGGCUUGGAUCCAAGCGACAACCACCCCCACCGGGCAUCUUCCUCGACAUCCUCACCCACCCGUCGGUGCGAGUAUCCCGUGAGGUUGACAUUGCUGAGCCACCCGCACUCGACUCCGUGCUAGUCACAGUCAUCUCGAACGCUGGGGACUGGACGGAACCGUACAUCAACUACUUCGAGUGGCAAGUCCUGCCCAUGGACGAAACGGAGGCACGUAUGAUCGUGCGCCGAUGCAAGUCCUUCACCAUCAUCAACCAAGAGCUUUAUAAGCGCAUCAUAUCUAGAGUGUUUCAGCGGUGCGUCACCGCCGAAGAGGGACGCAAAAUCCUGCGCGACAUACACGCAGGGGACUGCGGCCAUCACGCGGGCGCAUGCUCGAUAGUGGCCAAAGCCUUUAGACACGGCUUCUACUAG
Molecule: messenger RNA, 561 nt
Organism: Lolium perenne
Lineage: Eukaryota; Viridiplantae; Streptophyta; Magnoliopsida; Poales; Poaceae
Source: RefSeq, a predicted model, not a curated record